AUGACGCUACCAACAAUGCUGCACGUCAACCGCUCCUCGCCGAUGCUCAGCGCACCAGAGCUCCUCGACUAUUUCGACUACACGCGUGCUCUUGAGCCGCCGCAGCCCAGACGAGUACGAGUCGUGGACUCGGGCGUAGCGGGAUCGCCCAUCGCUCACCAGCCGUCACGCAUUGCAGCCCGUCGCGCCUUGGCCCCACCUCCACGUCCCCUCGAUACCAGUCGUGCAACGCUGCAAUCUCAGCGACGCAGCGAUGUGCAGGAUCGCGCGGACAGCGCAGCGCUACCUGACAGCGGGAGCCCAGACCCAGGCUGCCUUCAUCGCUGGACUUGCGGCGUCUCAAGCAAGUCAAGUAGGACCCACUCGCGAACGACGUCCAGCUCCUCUCGAGCAGCAUCCAACACUCCUGCCACGACGGUGAUAGACACAGCUGCGCCCAGUGCAGCCGCCUCGGUGUUCUGCCUACCUACGACGCCCGCCGGAGCGGUCCCAACAGGCAAGAUGGCUCGCGUUCUCGGCCUCUCCUCGCCUGAGCAGGCACAGAGCGGUGUCUCGUCCGCAGCGGCCAUGCUAGUCGCGCAUGCCAAGAGGGAGAAGGCACUCCAAACCGCGCCAGAGGACGAAUUGCCCGCCUUCCCAUGCCAGCGCGAGUCCCUCCAUCCGUUCAAGGUCAUGCAAGACUCGGUGCGUAAGCGCGGACCUCGCUCUCUGCGGCGGGGGACGGCGACGCAGCAUCGCGACUCUAUCCUCUCGACGAGCGUGUGGCCAAGCGAUCUGGUCCCAUCACCAAACGUAUCGCCUCGUAUCGGCGCAGGCGGUACCGCGGUGCUUCGUUCGCCAUCCUCCAUGCUCCACUCCUUCAAGCACAACGACGUAGACGAGUCCGAGCGACUCGUCCUCACGCCAGAGAGCUAUGCGACCGUACCUGAGGACAGCGGGGGUGUGGGGGUGGGCGGGGGAGGAAUAGAAACGUGGGCGCUCAAAAUCGGUGGGAUCGAGCUGACGAGGGGAGGUGGUGCGGGGCAGCUCACGCCUACGAGUGCGCAGAUUGAGGCAGUGGGGAGGAAGGUGGACUGGGUUGUGCAUCUGAGAAGCGCAGGGGAGAGGAGGGCGUGGCAGAAGACGAUACAAAUCCUGGUCCGCGAGCUUAUCAAGGAGGAACGUCGCUUCAGGACUGGUAGCGCUUCCUUCAUCAAGCUGGCCUCGCCUCCCUCGGCAUCGCGAGGAAGUGGCAGGGAGAGCGAGCUCCCCGUAUCCCCGCCUUCGUUCGCAGACGAAAAGGUCUCUCUCUGCACGGCGCUGGGGGAUGCGGAUCGUAUCUGGCAAAUCACCACGAGGGAGCGACGGCCGAGCGAGCGACGCCCCAGCUCGCACACGGCCACAUACUCGAGACGGCCGAGUGGCGCUACGACGCUCGAUCACAGGAGACCUAGUGCGCAGACUACAGUGACUGCGUUUAAGCUGCAGGACCCUUCGUGCGUCGAGGCGAGGCCUGCAGUCGCCUACUUGCACGACGAUGCUCACGAAGAGGCUCAAGAACGGCUGCGCGACAAUCAUGACCCCCUUACAGCGCGAACGCAACCGCAAUCAACGCCAGCAUCUCGAGCAGACUUCGAGCGCACUCUCGGCGAGUACGCUCGGUCGUGGGACCAAUGGGUUACUUCACGGCGUCAUCACCCUUACGCCAGUAGCGGGCUCAAGACGAGCGAGAUCAAGACGCGCGAGACCAAGACUCAAGCGACUCUUGUCCCACCUCCCUUACACCGCCGCUCCUCCGCCUCAAGCUACGUCGACUUCCUCGACCUGUCCCCACCUCUGACGCCGCGGCGCACCAAGGCUGGGAGGGAGGAGGAGGAUCACGAGGACGAGCAACUGCGUGCCGAAGUGGUGGAGAGUCUGAUGGAGUCAACGACGCCGCAGCGACGGCGUUCGAGCGCGGUAUUGGACUCGCCAUGGAGUGCAUCGACGUGCUCGGACAGUAGCACCGACACGCCCUUUGAGCGCAGCCCCAUCACACCAGCGACGGGGUCGGGGGCCGGGGAGGACUUUGCGUCUCAUUUCGUCGAGACCAGCAGCGGCGGCAGGUGCGGGGCUACGCAGACCAUCAUUGCCCGUGGAUCAGUCGCAGUCGCAGUCGCAGUCGAAGUCAGCGUCAGCGUCAGCGUAUUCGAGUCGCAGGCAGGCGCAUGA
Molecule: messenger RNA, 2190 nt
Organism: Jaminaea rosea
Lineage: Eukaryota; Fungi; Basidiomycota; Exobasidiomycetes; Microstromatales
Exons: 3
Coding region: 1-2190 (729 amino acids)
Source: RefSeq, a predicted model, not a curated record